CUAUAUAUACGUGCGUCAUGUAGGAAGUUGUUACACUCUGGAGAUGUCAGAUGACACAAUACACCAUCAUGCCGACGGGCAUAGGCGACACUCUAGUUUUGUCGUUACAUGGCGACCCUGGCUAAUGAAUCCUGCAAAAUCUUCUCGAAGUUAGUCUUUGUCAACAACUAUAAUAUUAUGAAGGUGAUUCAACAAGUCAAUCAAAGCUAAACGGCUAUCAACUGCUGUGAAGUGUGUGAAGCAGCAAGUAUGAAUUUAAUUAAUAUAAUGAUGAACCUCCUCAACGGUAUGAACGGCGGCGGCCUCCGGUGGACAAACGUUGGCAAGAAUUUUUAUGAAAAACAGAAAUAAUUAUAUGAACAAAAGAACUUGAAAAUCAAAUAUUUGAAAAGCUGCGAGAACGACCCAGCCGACCGAACAGUCGAGUCAUCCGUGAGAAGAAUGACAUGGAAGUGGUACACUUCUACUGCGUGGCGACUCAUUAUAUUAACAAAAGUUAUAUACCUGCUAUAUAAUACAUGAAAUCAGCAAAAUUUAGUUGUUAACCAUAUCUGGAACGCAAUUGAAAACAUACAUUAUUCGCCUCAACAACAACGAAAAAGAAAAAAAAACAAAUUGGGGUAGAUGACACUGAAUUUUAAUCGCACAAUUGCCGCAAGCAAUAUCAUUUCAUUUAUCAUCAAUACAUCAUCUGCAAAUCAUCCAUCUGAUUAUCAAUUAUCUUAUAUACCCAACGAUCCAUGAAUAUCAGAUAUUAUAGAUAAACAAAAACAAACGGUAAAAGAAAAGAUUAUCUUUGAACUGACAAAAGUGAUGAAACGUGUGAAAAAGUUAAUUUUUUUAUCCAUUGCCCAGAAGGUGCAUUAAUUUUUCUAUUCUUUCGUACCGAGUUGAUGCGCUAUAGUUGAUUAAGUUAAAUAAGAAAUGUGAUAAUUUUUUGUGAGAAAUGUCUAAAAAAUUGAAUUUUAUGAUAUUAUGUUGAUUUAUAUAACUCUUUAAUGUGUUCCUUGAUUAUCGCUGUGAUAUUCAGCUGUUUGUUAUUAAUAAUUUUUUUUUAAUGUGGCGUGUUAAGAUACUCUGAAUAAGGAAUGAAAAAAAGAAACUCUUUUCGGCAUUAUGUAUGUACUAUGCUUAAGUAUCUAUCUGUAGCUGUUAUUUGUGUUUUUAAGUUUCUAAAAAAAAGAAAAGAAAAAACAACAGUUCAAGCGAUUGUAAUAGUGUCAAUAAUUGAUGUCGUUUCUAUCCGACUUUGUAUUGCGUGAUAAUGUUCAAAAUUAUCAAUUUUUGAUGUGUUCUGUUACGGUAUUGUUUUAUUGCAGUGUUUUUUUUUAUAUUGUAAAGACGCUCAGGAGCGCGUCUGAUCUGAGUGGGAGGGUGUGCCGAUAUUGAUGGCACGCUUCGAUGAUUCUCCUUCCUUCUCUUUCUGUUCUCUUUCCAUUGUUCUAAUGUAUCUCUCUCCUAUAUAUACGUGCGUCAUGUAUGAAGUUGUUACACUCUAGAGAUGCCAGAUGACACAGUACACCAUCAUGCCGACGGGCAUAGGCGACACUCUCUAGUUUUGUCGUUACACUCUGGAUAACUUGAAGUAGCCUAAUAAACAUCUUUGCCGAGAGUGGCACAAGCUACUCUAAUCAAGUUGUUCGUUACAAUUACAUUUAAGAUUUCUAAUCAAGUGUUAAAAGUUUCAAAAAAAAUAAUGCAUAAUGAACAAUUACAAGAGAAUUUAUUUUAUUUGCUGAAUAUGGCAAAUGAUGACCAAUAUAUAUAAAAUAAACUACAUGAUAUACUCGAAUGAGAAGAGACUAGUCUCAGUAUAAUAACAUAUUUUCCCUCAAUUGUAAUUAGGUAUUAUUUAUUAUUCUUCUUGAAGGACAAAAUGGUAAAAAAUGAUGCGUACAAUCGAAUAAUGAAAAUAUACAGGACAAAUUAUUAAUGCUUGCUACUGAUUGAGGAGGCACGCAAUUUGAGCUCCACUCAGCAGUCAUCAAAUGUUUAAUUUUAAAUAGUUAAUCGAUUUUGCGGUGAAAUAUUACCUAAAAAUCAGAUGAGUACUUGCUUUGUCUUUGCUUGUCAUUAUUGUAAUCGUUAUAUAAUCAAUGUUAUUAAUUAUAGAAAACAGCUACUCCGCCAUCGUGUAUAUAUCUGUUAUACAAAAAAUAAGAAACGAAAUGUUCAAAAAUAGUACACUAAUGCUAAGGAUAGAGUUAUAAGUAAAAUGCUAUCGCAUGACGGAAUUUCAAUGAUUACGCUAUCAAUGAAAAAGAGAAUUUCAUAUAAUUUUACUUCCGACAUUCUUUCACUCCUAAUGAAUGUCUCUCUUCGUUCAUGAUGAAGGCGAAUAUUAUCGUUGAUGAUUGUAAUUUAUACGAAGGAAAUAUUUUAGUUUAAAAAAGGAUUUCGAUCAAAUAAAACAAUACAGCCAAGAAAAAAGUCCAUAAGUGAUAUAAUGAGAGAAAACAACAAGUUAUAAUUUAUAAUUAUCAGAAAAUUAUUUGUUUUAUGAUUGAAUAUGUGUAUAGUUGAUCAGUUUUUUUUCUGCGUUGAUAUUACCGAAACUAGUAAAAAAAUAAAAAAUGAGAAAUAAUUUUAAUCACUGUGAAUAUCAACAGUAAUAUGACCAUAAUAUGAAAGAAAUCGAAAAGAUCUCAUCAAAACCUAUUGCCUUUUAUCACUCGUAGCAUUAAAAUGUGAUAUUACGAUUAGAAUCCAUGGAGCUAUCUUUCACUUGAUCUUUGAGAUCUCAAAAGUAAUUUAUUCAUCCGCUACAAUUAAUUAAUACUCAGUGAGAAACAAAGCAAUUGAUUUGUCGACGACCUGAUUGUAGUACUCAUUUAUAUGUCAAUGUCUCUUCAAUAUUUUCUUUAUUAUUGUUGUCAUAUCAUUGUAAACUCAUUUUAAAAUACCUUAAUGGAGCUGUAAGAACAUUUUUGUUGAGAAAUCAAGAUUUUCUUUUUGAAAUAGUUGAAGAAUUCUACAAAACUGUCAUUGAAAAUAAAAUAAACUUGUCAGUUUUGGAAUGAAAUAUUGGCUACUAUGUAUUCAACUAUUUUCUUAUCUAUUACGAACUAUGAAUGGGAGUUGAUUAGGUAUGGUUAUGAAUUUAGACGUUGCUGAAUAACAGAUUCCUACUUAAAACCUAAAGACCACUGUAAGAUCAUGUGUUACACGUGUUCUAUGGCACCUUUUAAAAUAAAACUUUCUACUGAAAAAACAUUUCCUGUAAAAUAAAACAUAAAACAACUAAGCCCAACUAUUUUAUCAACUAUCCCUGCAGCAUAUUUAUGUUUUCUGAUUAUGGAUGUGAGUGUGAGUGUCUGUCUUCUUUCACCCACAUUCAUCCUCAAGAUUCGUAAGAAUUAACAUUUAUGAUAUAAACAAUUGGAAAAACUUGAAGAAUAAUACAAUAGUUAUAUAUAUAAAUAAUUCCAUGAUGAAAUUAGAAUAUAUAAACUAGAACCAAUUAAAACAAUAUUUCAUUGAUGAAUCUCAAAUCAAGCAUUAUUGUCAUGGUAGCGGAGGAUGGGGUGUGGGUGUGGGAAUGCGUGAAAGAAGAUAUACACCGACACACCCUUAUUACAAAGGCAAUUCUUGGUUUAGCACAAACAAUUAAUUAUCAAUCUGCCUGGUAGUAGUAAAGCGUAUAUCAAAUAUAAUUCUUUCUUGUAUGACUCAAGUUGUCUUUCGUUCCGUUGAAGGGAUGCUUAGAUUUUAUUUAUUCAGUUCUACGACAUGCAACAUAUUUGAUUCAAAUCGAUAUGCUGAAGUAGCUAUGACAUACUAAUAUGCAAUCAAAUGUUAGAUAGUUGAUUAUAGUUGUCUACAAUGUGAAUAGUGAACGUUCAGAUGCUGGAUGAAAAAAUGUGCAUUAAAAGAAUUAAAUAUGCAACAUACUAUUUACUUUCAAUUUGGCAUUAUAGAUGAUACAUGACUUUGAUUUUUAUUCCGUAUCUUUCCAAACAGCUAUUUCGAGAAUUUAUUCUAAUAAAACAUCGGUUAUUCAAAUAUUACAAUAUAUCAUCAUCCAAUAAUUCAUGUACAGAAACAUACGAAAUUUUUUAUUUGAUCAUUUAGUUUAAUAAAUUCAUUGACUAUCUUGAUCCACGACCUGAAUAUAUCCGUGUCAUUAUUAUUGAAUGGCCAACAAAAUCUUUAAUUCCAGUAGCACACAUUGUUUCAACAGAUAUUCAAUGUAGUUUACUCAGUGCUCGACGUUGUGAAAAUUUUGAUGAUUAUUGCCAACAAGUUGAUUGA
Messenger RNA from Rotaria socialis, 4251 nucleotides. NCBI's taxonomy places the organism in Eukaryota, Metazoa, Rotifera, Eurotatoria, Philodinida, Philodinidae. The record is from the annotation of a GenBank genome assembly.